GAAAAGAACUGAGAAAGAGAGAGUGUUACCUUGUCGCUCAAGUCGGGUUUCUUUCUAAGAUUGCCGCUGCAAAAAGCAGGGUGCGAAAGAGCUGAAGCGAGAGAACAAUGGCGCGAUACGAUAGGGCUAUCACUGUCUUCUCCCCCGAUGGUCAUUUGUUUCAAGUGGAAUAUGCUCUCGAAGCCGUGCGGAAGGGCAACGCCGCUGUCGGUGUUCGUGGCACUGAUACUGUCGUCCUCGGUGUUGAGAAGAAGGCUGCGCCUAAGCUCCAGGACUCAAGAUCUGUGAGGAAGAUUGUGAAUCUUGAUAAUCAUAUUGCACUUGCUUGUGCUGGGCUCAAGGCAGAUGCACGUGUCUUGAUAAAUAGAGCUCGCAUUGAGUGUCAAAGCCAUCGGCUUACAGUUGAGGAUCCAGUAACUGUGGAAUAUAUUACUCGUUACAUUGCAGGUCUUCAGCAGAAGUAUACUCAAAGUGGUGGAGUACGACCAUUUGGCCUCUCAACCUUGAUUAUAGGUUUUGAUCCAUAUACUGGCGCACCCUCACUUUAUCAGACAGAUCCUUCUGGGACGUUUUCAGCUUGGAAAGCAAAUGCAACUGGUAGAAACUCCAAUUCAAUAAGAGAAUUCUUAGAGAAAAAUUAUAAGGAGACUUCUGGUCAGGAAACUGUGAAGCUUGCUAUCCGUGCAUUACUUGAGGUUGUUGAGAGUGGGGGAAAGAACAUAGAGGUUGCUGUGAUGACAAAAGAGCAAGGACUGCGACAACUGGAAGAAGCUGAAAUUGAUGCUCUCGUUGCAGAGAUUGAAGCAGAAAAAGCAGCUGCCGAGGCUGCAAAGAAAGCUCCUCCCAAGGAAACAUGAACCCUUUUCCUCCACUUCUUCAGGCAUUUCUUAAUCUUUUACUUUUCUGGUGUAGUGCAUGAAUCGUUAAAUUUUAUUUUGAAAUUUCAAACGUGUAUCAUUGACAUGAGGUGGCCAUAGAUGUAGCCUCUGAAAAAUGCCCUAUUUCAAUGGGAUUCCAAAAUGGUCUGAUUACUAUUGUCGUUUAGAAGGUCUAAAUAGUACUCCAAACAUGGUUGUGAUGCAUGCUUUCAUAGCCUACGCUUGUUGGAGGUGAGCCUAAAGAGAUUUGUAUGAAUUUGAAUAGGAACUAGAGAUUAACUUGG
Molecule: messenger RNA, 1162 nt
Organism: Cucurbita maxima (winter squash)
Lineage: Eukaryota; Viridiplantae; Streptophyta; Magnoliopsida; Cucurbitales; Cucurbitaceae
Product: proteasome subunit alpha type-7
Exons: 3
Coding region: 108-857 (249 amino acids)
Biological process (GO): ubiquitin-dependent protein catabolic process
Cellular component (GO): proteasome core complex; nucleus; proteasome core complex, alpha-subunit complex
Source: RefSeq, a predicted model, not a curated record